AUACACUUUACGUGCAUCUCACCUUCAGAAAAGGGUUUUCUCAUUUUCAGCAUUUUUAUAAUUUUAGAAUACUUUACAAUUUUAUCAUGGUAUCAGAGCCGAAAUCCUGGAAACAAAAAUUUUAGGUUUCCAUUUCCUUUCCUUUUGGCUAUGGAGGUUGAUGAUGUCAUCAUUAAGCCCAUAUAUGAAAUUAUGGGUUGUUUUUCUUCUACUGCUCAAGUAAAUAUGGCAUGCACACCACAACAUGCUUGUACUUGGAUAAUUGAUUCCGGAGCUACUGAGCAUAUCACAUGUAGUGAUAUUAAUCUUUUUAAUAUCACUAGUCACACGACGGACUCAUCAGUCAAAAUUCCUAACGGCGAAUCGAUUCCAGUUCAUGCUGUUGGAAGCUUAUAUUUACCCAAUGGGAUCCGUCUUGAACGUGUUUUAUACAUUCCAAAAUUUCAAUGCAACUUACUUUCAGUCAGUCGCUUAACAAGCGAUCUAAAUUGUACCUUGACAUUUUUUCCAGAUUUCUGUAUUUUUCAGGAUGUACCCUCGAGAAAGCUGAUUGGCGUGGGUAAAUCUCGUGAUGGGCUCUAUUACUUGGAGCCUUUGAGAAGUGAAAGGGUGGCAAUGUCAGUCUCUAUUACCUCCGAUUUAUGGCAUCAACGUUUGGGACAUGCAUCUGAUGGAAAAUUACAACACAUUAGUUCUCUGAAAGGUUUUCAACGAAGUGGUAAUUUUUGUGACCCCUGUGUGCGAGCUAAGCAGACUAGACUUUCUUUUCCUACAAGCAAAAUCAAGACAACUUGCAGUUUCGAGUUAAUACACUGUGACAUUUGGGGAGGCUACAGGUGUGACUCAAUUUCCGGAGCACGGUAUUUUCUAUCUAUUGUUGACGACUUUACUAGAGGUGUGUGGGUUUAUUUAAUGAAAAAUAAGUCUGAAGUUGCUCAAUUUUUAAUUCAAUUUUGCAACAUGGUUGAUACCCAAUUUGAGAAAAAGGUCAAACGAAUACGGGCUGAUAAUGGUGUAGAAUUCCAAACCAACCAUUUAUUUGGUUAUUAUGCCCGCACUGGAAUACUAUUAGAAACAUCUUGCACAGACACACCACAACAAAAUGGAGUUGUAGAGCGUAAGCAUAGACACAUAUUGGAAAUUGCGAGGGCACUGCGUUUCCAAUCUGGUUUGCCUAUUGAUUUUUGGGGAGAGUGCAUAUUGACAGCAGUUUACAUUAUAAAUAGGUUACCUUCACCAGUUAUUUUUAACAAAAGCCCUUUUGAAAUGUUAUUUGGAAAAACUCCUGGCUAUGAUCAUUUGCGGGUGUUUGGAUGUUUGGUAUAUGCCCAUGAUAAUAAACGAAAGGAUAAAUUCGGUGAAAGGGGGAGUCCUUGUAUAUUUAUUGGGUAUCCAUACGGUCAAAAGGCUUAUCGAGUUUUUGACUUAGAAAAACACUCCGCGUACAGCUCUCGGGAUGUGACAUUUUUUGAAGAAGUUUUUCCGUUUAAAAUGAUCAAAAACCAAGAACUUGAUUUUGGGAAUCUUGUUGAUCAAGUAUAUCAAGAAGUAUUAAAACAGGGAUCUACUGUCGUCCAGAAUAAACAGCACAAUGAUGAUUUUUUGUUACAAGAAAAUAGUCAUUUUUUUCAUCCCAGCUCAAACGAUGAAGGGCAUAUGUUUAUUCAAAAAGAGGGAGUGACCGUGAUUCCAAAAAGGUGUGUCGGUGAUGGCAGCACACUACUUUUGGAUGCAUGUGAUAAUAAUAUACCAACACUUCCUGGAAGGGUCAUUGAAAAACAAACAGGUGCAGCACCAAAUGACCCCACUGGACAGCCACCCACUUGGAUUGAUUGCAUGGAUAAUUCAAGCAAUUACCUAUCUCCUGGGUUACUGCAUGCGAAUGAAAUAGGCACCACACAAAAUUCUCUUGAACAAGGAGACCCCACUAGGCAGUUGACUAAUGCAGACAGAAAUGAUUUGGACGGCAUUCCCAUUUCCCGUUCAGAUCUACCUAACGUGUCUGCAGAUCUAAAUCCUCCAAAAUUAUAUGACCCCAUCUCAAAUUCACAGCCAUGCAUGGACGAAAAUAGGCUCCGCCAACCAUCUACAGUGACCGAAUACAUUGGACUGCCGGACGCACGAAAACGAGGAGAAAGAACUCGGAAAUAUCCCAAACAUCUGGAGGACUACGAGACUGACUUACCCCCUUCACUCGAUCACUCACGGUCAACCACCGCUAAUUCAGCCAACUCAACGGUAUACCCUAUUUCUCAUUUCAUUAAUUAUGAUAAGUUUACACUCACUCAUAAAGCAUAUUUAGCGGCCAUCACCUCACGUGAUGAGCCCAAAUAUUUUUCACAAGCCGUACAGGAUCCUUUAUGGAGGGAGGCUAUGCAAAAGGAGAUUAAUGCCUUAGAAGAGAAUAACACUUGGACUUUGGUCCAUUUACCGCCCGGGAAAAGAAUCGUGGAUUCCAAAUGGGUUUACAAAAUCAAAUAUAAACCCAAUGGCGAAGUAGAACGCUACAAGGCUAGAUUGGUAGCCCGGGGUUUCACUCAAGUUGAGGGAGUUGAUUUUCACGAGACUUUUGCACCAGUUGCCAAGCUUGUCACGGUGUGAUGCAUGCUAGCUGUUGCAGUUAAGUGUAAUUGGAUCGUACACCAACUGGAUGUGAAUAAUGCUUUUCUCCACGGUGAUCUCUCGGAGAACGUAUAUAUGCGCAUUCCACAGGGAUUCAUGAAGAAGGGUGAUACUCGUGUUUGCAAAUUACAAAAAUCCUUAUAUGGAUUACGUCAGGCUUCUCGCAAUUGGUAUCACAAAUUCACUCAAGCUCUUAAUGGGAUAGGUUUUCGCCAAUCACGAGCGGAUCACUCCUUAUUCAUUUUUCGACAAGGACACGUCACAACAUUUGCCCUCAUCUACGUUGAUGAUGUGAUCCUGGCCGGAAAUGAUGGUUCACACAUUUCUACCAUUAAGGAUUAUCUAAACAACAAGUUUAGCACCAAGGACUUGGGCAAAUUAAAAUACUUCCUUGGCAUUGAAGUCGCUCGUUCUCCAGAGGGUUUUGUCUUAAGCCAGCGAAAGUAUACUCUUGAUAUAUUGGAAGAAAGCGGCCUCCUGGCGGGCCGUCCCAGUUUGUUUCCUAUGGAACAAAACCUAAAACUUCGUCCGGACGAUGAUAGCCAACUGGUAGACGCAUCUUCCUAUCGCAGAUUAAUUGGGCGCCUAUUAUACCUCACCGUAACUCGUCCAGAUAUUGUUUAUCCUGUUAGUCAGCUCAGCCAAUUUCUUAGUCAUUCGCGACAGAGUCACCUCGACGCCGCCAUCCGUGUAUUACGUUAUCUGAAACAGACACCUGGUCAAGGAAUAUUUUUAUCAUCUGAUAACGAUUUUAACUUAAAAGGAUAUUGUGAUGCAGACUGGGCUGGCUGCUCCUUCACUCGUCGCUCUAGUACUGGAUAUUUCAUUUCGCUUGGAAAUUCGCCUAUCUCUUGGAGAACAAAGAAGCAAUCAGUUGUCUCACGCUCUUCUGCUGAAGCCGAAUAUCGUGCCAUGGCUGUAACAGUUAGUGAAAUAUUAUGGUUACGUUGGGAACUCCAGGAUCUUACAGUUGAUCAAAUAGGUUCCACACCUCUUUAUUGUGACAAUCAAGCAGCACGUCACAUUGCACUAAAUCCAGUUUUCCAUGAACGAACAAAGCACGUAGAAAUGGAUUGUUAUUUUGUGAGAGAGAGAGUUGCUAGUAAAGAGAUUCAGCCGAUUUGUAUCUCUACAACCAAUCAAGUGGCCGACAUUUUCACCAAAGCACUUGGCACCGAUCGUUUUCAGUUUCUCCGAAGCAAGUUGGGUGUUCGUAAUCUUCACACUCCACCUUGAGGGGGAGUAUUGAGAUAUUAUUAGCUAAAUUAUUAGCUCUUGUAUUUUACAUUGUUGAAUAUGUAAUGUUUCAUAUUGAUAAGACCAACCUACGUGGUUGCAUGUCAUACAUAUGGCCCAUGCACCACUUCCAUCCCAUUUCCUAUAUCAUUUGCUUGUACUAUAUAUAUGUGUGUAAUCCGUAUGUUCAAUAACACAAAAACAAAUACACUUUACGUGCAUCUCACCUUUAGAAAAGGGUUUUCUCAUUUUCAGCAUUUUUAUAAUUUUAGAAUACUUUACAAUUUUAUCAAGAUGGUUUGAGCUCUGUUGAAAGCUGCUCUCAAGUCUUCUGCGUGUGGCAACCGGCAGACUUGCACAGUUGCCUCCAUGAAUCCAAAUGAUGUCUCCAACUUACAUUUAAAUGUUGAAACGUAGUCUCGGUUGUGAACAUAGAUACUUUCAAGGACUUUGAAAGACGGUUCGAAACGAAAUGAACAUAGGGUAGUGAGGUUUACUUGUUCAUCGUACUCGAACUCCAUGAAGAAAGGUAAGAUUUGGAGAGCCUAGACACUGGUUAGGGUUUUCUAACAAAGGUACGGCUGCUGAGGCAUUUUGGGCCCAAUCUUUUGGAUAUCUCCUAUGGGAGAUUCUGAAUACCAUAAGUCUACGUGGCUGUCAAUACGGAGGACCUAAUUAAUUGCUCUCUCAUUAAAUUCUUUCAAAACACAAUUAAUUUAGCAAAAAAAAAAAAAUACUCCUUAAUAAUACUCCGUAUUACUUCCACCUUGGAAGCAAGUAUUUUAGAUGUAGGUUUAAACAAUCCUCCGUAAUAAUAAUAUUACCUCCGUGUUGGCACAUGAAAAAGUGAC
Cuscuta epithymum is the source of this 4709-nucleotide messenger RNA. The record is from the annotation of a GenBank genome assembly. Lineage: Eukaryota; Viridiplantae; Streptophyta; Magnoliopsida; Solanales; Convolvulaceae.